This is a messenger RNA of Anoplopoma fimbria (sablefish), 1021 nucleotides long. RefSeq names its product thioredoxin domain containing 9 (gene txndc9). The coding region runs from base 170 to 838 and encodes 222 amino acids. Gene Ontology annotation, biological process: microtubule cytoskeleton organization. The record is from RefSeq and is a predicted model, not a curated record. Gene Ontology annotation, cellular component: cytoplasm. NCBI's taxonomy places the organism in Eukaryota, Metazoa, Chordata, Actinopteri, Perciformes, Anoplopomatidae. The transcript has 5 exons.
UAGUGUGAACGUUUUUGUCGAUGACUUGACAGACUUCUAUGAAUCAAAACCUCUCUAAAAAAGUAAACCACGAAGGGUUAAAGCUGGACUGCUGCACACUGCAUUAGUUUCAGCCUUUAUAAACUGGCUACUGAGGAUCCACAGAAAGUAUCACUCUGAGCAGGCAACCAUGGCCAGCCAAUCAAUGGACAUCAUCUCAAAGGUCCUGGAGCACUCGGCCAAGCUGGUGGAGGAGAAGGUGGAUGCACAGCUGAGCAAACUGAAUGAAAUGGAUGAAGAUGAUUUGGAUAGACUGAAGGAGAAGCGACUAGAGGCACUUAAAAAAGCCCAGAAACAGAAGCAGGAGUGGUUGUCUAAAGGCCAUGGAGAGUACAGAGAAAUCUCAAGUGAGAAAGACUUUUUCGGCGAGGUCAAAGAUAGCAAGAAUGUUGUCUGCCACUUCUACCAAAACUCCACCUUCAGAUGUAAGAUCCUCGACAAACACUUGGCCAUCUUGGCAAAGAAGCAUGUUGAGACCAAAUUCAUCAAACUGAAUGUGGAUAAGGCCCCGUUUCUGACCGAGCGGCUGCGGAUCAAGGUUAUUCCGACGAUGGCCUUGCUUUUGGACGGAAUAACAAAGGACUAUGUGGUUGGAUUCUCUGACCUGGGAAACACUGAUGAGUUUCCUACAGAGAUGCUUGAAUGGAGACUCGGCUGUGCAGCUGUUAUUAACUACAGUGGUAACCUGAUGGAGCCUCCUAUGAUGACACAGAGGUCGAGCACAAAGUUCACAAAGGUGGAGAAGAAAACCAUCAGAGGGCGAGGUUACGACUCUGAUUCUGAUUCUGGAGAUGACUGAAAUUCACCUUAAGGUGUCUGGUUUUCUCUCUCGGGGCUACCUCUUUAAAAAAAAGUUUAGCAGACAGCCCACUUUAGACUUUCUUCCCCCUUUCUUUCAGUGACAUUUAAUAUUUCCAAAUAUGAAUUUACCGUAUCUAAAAUCAAUUUUUUUUAAUAAAAGUAUGUUUUGGUUUCAGCCUUA